Brassica oleracea var. oleracea is the source of this 867-nucleotide messenger RNA. RefSeq names its product glutathione S-transferase T3-like. The transcript is spliced from 2 exons. Bases 1 to 867 code for a protein of 288 amino acids. The record is from RefSeq and is a predicted model, not a curated record. NCBI's taxonomy places the organism in Eukaryota, Viridiplantae, Streptophyta, Magnoliopsida, Brassicales, Brassicaceae.
AUGGAUCACACGAAUUUUGUUGACCUUCUGACCAGUCAACAAGAUAGUGUCAUUCCUCAAUCGUUUCCUUGGGAGAGCUCAUCACAAGUCCCUGUCUUCAGCACUCAAUGUACAGAAACUUCAAGUUUCUGUGAAGAGUCAUCUACACAGCGCAAAGAAAGAAAGAAAUGGACUCCUUCUGAUGAUCUUGUGCUCAUAAGCGCCUGGUUAAACACCAGUAAGGAUCCUGUCGUGAGCAAUGAGCAGAAAGCAGGCACAUUCUGGAACCGCAUUGCAGCCUACUAUGCAGCUAGUCCGAAGGUGGAAAGUGGAGAUAAGCGAGGAGCUCUUCAAUGCAAGCAAAGGUGGCAGAAGAUCAACGAUCUUGUCUGCAAGUUCUGUGGUUCCUAUGCGGCUGCGACAAGACAGAAAACAAGUGGUCAGAGUGAGAGUGAUGUUGUGAAACUCGCACAUGAAAUUUUCUUCAAUGAUCAGAAGAUUAAAUUCAACCUUCACCAUGCUUGGGAGGAGCUCCGCUAUGACCAGAAAUGGUGUGAGCAUGCUAGUAGUAAGCUUGGUGGAAGCGCUAAGAAGAGAAAAUGCGAGGAUGGAGCAGAAACAGAAAGCUCUCAAGCUACUAUCAAUGUCGAUGAUCUACCUACCAAACGGCCUGCUGGUGUUAAGGCUGCGAAAGCAGCUUCUGCAAAGAAACCAAUAGUAGAUAAGGAGGCUGAUGAGAAGUUUGGCAAGUUGUGCUCAAUUAAAGAGAAAGACCUUGUCUUGACAGAGAGAGUUUCCAAAAUGAGACUGCUUGACAGUCUCAUUACAAAAAAAGAACCACUUUCUGAAAAAGAAGAAGCACUGAAGAAGAUCCUUAACCCCACUUAA